CUUGGCCAGGCGGCCGUGACAUUUUUGUAAAGGUAAUGAUGACUUGAUCGUCCCAAUCUGGGUUAGUAGCACGCUGUCGGCACUCAUAAAUUUCAUUUUACAGCGUCGUCCGUUUUCAGAACCGUUUCCGUGGGCCGUGCUUGUGCUUCUCCAGCAAGUAAACAAGCAUGAAUGCCAUUUCCAGACAACGACAUGCUGAUACCGCGACGCUACCAGUCGGUUCGGACUCGUCGGGUACACCCUUCUCUUUAACAGCAAACCUUCUGCGUUUCUUCAGCCACGUCCAUUAUGAAAAUUUGGCUGCGGGUCUGAGCGGGGGAGUGAUAUCCACAAUGGUGCUACACCCUCUUGAUCUGGUGAAAAUACGCUUUGCAGUGAGUGACGGGCUGACUAUGCGACCGCAGUAUGAUGGCAUGGUUCACUGCAUGAAAAGCAUCUGGCAACUGGAGGGGAUCCGUGGCCUCUACCAAGGAGUGACCCCAAACAUUUGGGGUGCGGGGGCGUCUUGGGGACUCUAUUUUCUUUUUUACAAUGCCAUAAAGGCCUACACUCAGGAGAGCAGACAGACAGAGCUGAGUGCAGUGGAGCACUUGGUGUCAGCUGCUGAGGCAGGGAUACUGACGCUUUGCCUUACCAACCCGGUCUGGGUGACAAAGACCAGGCUGGUGCUGCAGUACAAUGCAGACCCGUCCUCGAAGCAGUACAAAGGAAUGCUGGACGCCCUCGUGAAAAUAUACCGUCACGAGGGCAUCCCAGGAUUAUACAGGGGGUUUGUUCCGGGGCUGGUGGGAACUUCCCAUGCUGCACUGCAGUUCAUGACCUAUGAGGGGUUGAAGAGGGACUGUAACAAGUAUAAGAAGAUGCCUUCAGAGGCUCUGCUGACACCGUUGGAGUACAUUGCCAUGGCAGCCAUUUCCAAAAUAUUUGCGGUUGCAGCGACUUACCCUUACCAGGUGGUCCGAGCACGAUUGCAGGACCAGCACAAUAGCUACAAUGGCAUUGCAGACGUGAUAAUGAGGACGUGGAGGAAUGAAGGAUUUGAAGGCUUUUACAAAGGCAUGGUCCCGAAUCUGGUACGAGUCAUUCCAGCCUGCUGCAUCACCUUCCUGGUGUAUGAAAACGUGUCUCGUCUGCUAUUGGGCCAGUACCAGUGACCCUUCAGCUCCAGCACUAACCAAUCAGGACAUGGACCAAUAGGAUGUGACGUGUGUUGGAGGGAGCUGUCAGGAGACACUUCCUGUGGAGAACUCAAAAGAUUGUACAGAUGAAAGACCAGGGGCAUUGGCUUUCCCGAGAAUAUAAACAGCAGAAUCUUCUAGAAUGAACUGAAUCUGCUAUGGUGCUUUAGCAUAGCUAAGGGAAACAGUUAAUUGAAGGGAGACAAGUUGAGAUAGCAACACGGUCCGCUGUGUCUCCCUCUCUGAUCUGUGAUUAGAGUAGCACAAAGUGUGUGAUGUUUUAGCGUUCGAAUGUGAACAAUUGUGGAGAUAAUUAGACGAUCGGGAUGUGGAAUAAUGCUAAAGCCAUAACGACGAGAUACCAUCUUCAACUCAUUUACCUGCACAAUUCCACUUACCUGUCAUGUCAGCUCCGUUUUUCUUAAUUGCAAAUAUUCUUGUCCCUGUUUGUCUUUUUAUACUAUGACUUGGAGUCAAAUCGCCCAGUCGCCAGGUUACUGUGAAUUUCAGUUGGUCUUAAAUCGAUUUCGAAAGUAUGUUGAAAGUCAUUGACAAGUUAAGCAGGGGUUCUUCCUCGCUCUUACGCUUGAGAACCCAGUUUGGUGAUGAAAUGUUUUAAAAGAAAGAAACAGGAAGUAAGAAGAAAUAAUGAUUUGUGUGGCGCUUUUCUGUAUGGAUGUGGUCAUUUGAGUCUAUGUAUACGUUUAAUCUAUUACGGGUCAGAGUGAAAAAGGGACCGUAACCUGAUGGAGAAUCACUUGCGUCUGCUAUAACUGAACUCUUCAGCCACAAAUGGGCGAACUCAUUCAACCCUCACACUGUACUGAAAGCAGUGACAUCAGUGAAUUUCCACUGCUGGGACUCUGAAGCCCAGCCAAAGCUUUCGAAGGAAUGACGCACAGCUCAACGCAAAUAUCAGACAGGAAAAAGAGGAACUCUUUUGCUGCUAUGAGAACUAGCACUUAGAAAAGCUUUUUGUGUGAUUUAAAUGUCAGUGAAUAUUGUCAAAUAAAGCAAAAGAUACUAUUUUAAAAGUCCAGAAAUGUGGAUUGAAUUAUACUGUGAUCUAUAUGAAUAACAUUGAGACAAUUAAACAUCAUAGAGGCAUUCUAUACACACUGUACAGAAAGUUCUAGAAUAUUUAAUGCUCUGUAAGCUACAUUUUCGUACAAACAUACUGUAUCAUAGCUAUGUGUACGUUGCACAGUGCAGCUGGAUUUGGAUUCUAUUUCCUUCCUGAAUGUUAGCGCUGUUUUGCUCACUGCUGUGUGUUUAGCUGAUGGAAAAUGUAUCCCAGUGUAAGAUCUAUCAUAUAACCCAGCAUCUCCAGUUUUCCAGAUGUAUUACACUUGGUUAGAUGCAUAUGCAACUUUAUACACUUUCAGCGUAUAGUGUGUGUGUGUGUGUGUGUACUACCAUCUUAGGAUACAACACUCUCGCGUGUGUGUGUAAAUAGAUAUGUGAGAGCCAUAUUGGUUCAUCUAUCAGAGUUUGUCUUGUUUGUGCCUGAUGUGUGUUGACCAAUUUGAGGCUCAG
Messenger RNA from Chanos chanos (milkfish), 2714 nucleotides. RefSeq names its product solute carrier family 25 member 32a (gene slc25a32a). The record is from RefSeq and is a predicted model, not a curated record. NCBI's taxonomy places the organism in Eukaryota, Metazoa, Chordata, Actinopteri, Gonorynchiformes, Chanidae. The transcript has 7 exons. The coding region runs from base 168 to 1154 and encodes 328 amino acids. Gene Ontology annotation, biological process: transmembrane transport; nucleotide transport.